AUAGUUACGGCUGCGGAGGCGGCGGCCAUCUUGGCGGCAGAGCGAUGAGCGGGUCGAAUUCGAAGGCUGCGGCCGUGGGGUCGGCCGUUGGGCCCGGGGGGCUGGUAACUGGCAAGGAAGAGAAGAAGAAGGCGGGCGGCGGCGUCCUAAACAGGCUCAAGGCGCGGCGGCAGGCGCCCCACCACGCGGUAGACGACGGCAUCGGGGCAGCGGUCACAGAGCAGGAGCUGCUGGCUCUGGACACCAUCCGGCCCGAGCACGUCCUGCGCCUCAGCCGGGUCACCGAGAAUUAUUUAUGUAAACCCGAAGACAACGUCUACAGUAUUGAUUUUACCCGCUUCAAAAUUCGAGAUUUGGAGACAGGGACAGUGCUGUUUGAGAUUGCCAAACCUUGUGUUUCAGACCAGGAGGAAGAAGAGGACGAGGAAGGGGAAGCAGGCGGGGAUGUGGACGUCAGCGCUGGCCGCUUCGUCCGCUACCAGUUCACACCAGCGUUUCUCCGCCUCCGCACCGUGGGCGCCACGGUGGAGUUCACGGUGGGAGACAAACCUGUGUCAAAUUUCCGGAUGAUUGAACGGCACUACUUUCGGGAACGCCUGCUGAAAAAUUUUGACUUUGAUUUCGGCUUCUGCAUCCCCAGCAGCAGGAACACUUGCGAGCACAUCUAUGAGUUUCCCCAACUUUCUGAGGAUGUCAUUCGUCUGAUGAUUGAAAAUCCCUAUGAGACCCGUUCUGACAGCUUUUACUUCGUCGACAACAAGCUGAUAAUGCACAACAAGGCCGACUAUGCCUAUAACGGGGGCCAGUAGCAGUGGCUGGAGCAGACGGGGAGGUGCUUUGCUAUGGCCCGAGGUCCUGGUGCACGGAGGUGGUUGAAGCUGUUGUCUGUCGACACAUAUCUGGAACCUGGCCCCAGGAAGCCGAGGCUGGGGUGGCAGUUUCCUGUGCUCCAAGAGAGGUGCCAAGCAGUGCUGUGUCUCUUUCCCCCCGUAUUUUUUCCUCCCUUUUCCCCCUGCCCCUUAGGUCGCAGAAGUAGUAAAACUUAGAAUAAGACUCCUGGAAUCCAGAUAGAAAGAAAGUUUAUUUUCCCGGCUCCUCCAGGAUGUCCUGAUGAGCCUGGGUCCCUGCAGGCACAGCUGUACCAGGGAGAGAAGGCUCUCCUGUGGGUUCGGGGCCCUCUGCGAAGCUGAGACUCCUCCUUCACCGGCAGGGCCGCCAUCAGCACACUGACCUCGGCCUGAGGAUCGUCCUGAACCUCCUGGAGAGGACCCUGAGCGGAGCGGAGGGGAGGAUGGGGCCCAGAGUUGAGGCGCGGGGGUGGGCAAAGCUGCCGAGCCUAGGGAGCCGCUUACCUGUCUGACUUCCGGGAUCUUGGCUGCUCCUCCCGGGGCACCCCCGAGGUUUCAGCCUGGCUGUGCCUUCCUGUUCUCCUUCCAGACAGAAGACGAGCUUGCUCUGCUUUUUCUAGCUCCUACCUUUUGAGUUUCUCCUGAAAUCAAACGUGUCCGUUUUCGCUCUGGGAAUUGUAGUGUCGCUCGAGGCCAGCACAGGCCUCGUUGUUUUGUUUUUUUAUUUCUAGGCUUCUUGUGGGGAGGUUUUACAAAAUGUCAGGGGUGCUCCCAGUGUAUGCGAUGUGUGGCUAGACUUCUCCGAGUACCGAUUAGGCUCCUGCGGCUCCUCUGGCCCUUGUCCCCUCUGCUUUUGUACUGAAGCUGCUCUGGAACCAUCCUGGCCGGUCCCACCUAGGUAAGGCAAAUUCUGGUCCUGUGGACUGCUAGUCGGAAUGGUCUCGGGGUUGGGAAAGGGGGAAAUGGGCUGAGGUGACCCAGCAGAGACAUGUGUUCUCCAAAACGUGUCUCUUUGCACUUCCCUCAGGCCCUCAUUGGGCGGACUGUCCCCGCCUCAGCUCCCUACCGCUGUCUAUGUGGGCGGAUGUAGGUGCUCAGGCCAACUGCUGCCCUUCUGAUGAGAUUGUCGCCGUGGCCAGGGCUCAGCAUUCAUAGGAAGGUCGCAGUAGGAAGCACCCAGGCACAUCGUGCCUCUGACAGGAGCGCCGUCUCCCGUGUUGGGGAGAAAGGCCGGGCGGGGCCAGGAGAGGCGGACCUGGCUUUUGCUGCAGCCCAUGGGCAGGCAUUGGGGAGGAGGCCGGUGUUCUGGCGUGAAGAGCGCUGCGCCCUGUUCCCAGGAACUUGCCUUAGUCUCGCUGGAGACCACCAUGAGGCCGAGCGCCCGCUCUGUGCUCGGCGGGAUAGGGACUGGUCCCCUUCUGCACUUGAAGGUCUGGUGUCUGUACCUGGGACUCCAGAUUCUUGUGUCCAGCUACUCAGGAAACCUUGAGAAGCAUCUGGGGUGUUAACUAGGAUAAGUCUGAAAUUAACCCUUCUGUAUCCGAGCUGGGGAGAGAAUUGGAAAUUAUACUUUCUCUGAAAGUAGCUGAACUCAUCAGAAGCUGAGUCAGGAGGCCGUGGCGUUGAGAAGUCUGGACUGUGGGCAGCAGUUACCUACCUGUGGGCACUGGGGUGGCAGGACAGAAACUGCCUGCCCAGGGCGACACACCCUCCCUCUGUUCAGAGCUGGCACCAGUGAGGCAGCUCCUGGAGGGAACACGUCCCAGCAGACCGGCUCGCCCCGCUGUGGCCAGAGGGCCUGCCGCCUGCACCCCACCUUCUGUCUCGCUCCUGUCCUUCUGCCCUGGAGGCUCCUGGGAGAGCACCUUUCUUUUCCUGUGGCGCCUUUGGGCUGAGAUACCCUUUUAGCUUCUGCAGAGAAGACCAUGGUUUAUUUUAUUCUAUGUUUUAAGAGUAAACAGGAAAUAAGUAAAAGUAGUUCUGGGAUAAAGUAGGUCAUCCUCUCCUCACAUGUCAGCUUAUAGCUGUCUUGCAGGGAAUGCAAGUUUUCAGGGCUUUGCAGGACUUCCUGAAGGCACUCACAGUCUGGGCCACCUGAUUCUCAAAUACAGGCAGUGAUUUGGGGGUCUUGGAGCUCUCCUUAGACUGGAGAGUCGUGACGUGGCAAUAGCUGGGGGGGAUCUUCAACUUGUUUUUUAGUCGAAGUGGGACUCACAUCUGGAAUGGCCUUCACAGGCGGCGUCCGGCACACCCGUUGGGUGUCUUGCCACCCUUGGUACUCUUGGUUUAGUACUCCCAGUACACUCUUACUUUUUUGCUGUAAAGUCACUGUCUUCCUGGUGGCCGUUGUCACUACGACAUCAGUGAGGUCGGGGAAUGGGGGCCAUUCUCAGAAUUACGGCACAGACUCUGUCUGUGGGUGAGGACCCCUGAUGCAGAGGGUGCCGCUCUACCCGGUGAAGGAACCUAAGCGUCAAUCAUGUUUCUCACAUUCCAUGUCACCGAACGUCUUAGGCACAAGAAGGAGGUGGAUUUACCCCUUGUUGUAUACAGAGGAUCACGUAAAGUCGUUGAACUUGUGAAAGUCUAUUUUUUCCCCCCGUAAAUCUAUUUUUCACAGAAUAUAAGAAACAUCAAUGACCAAAUCUGUCCUUCCCCCCUUUCCCCUUCACCUAAGAUCCUCAUUCCAGUUUGUAUUGUCUUUGUGUCCAAAGUAAACUAGGUGACUUAUUUGUAUAAAAUGUUAUUUUGCCACAAGAGACAGUAAUAAAAGAAAGAUUUUCACAGUA
Messenger RNA from Cervus elaphus (red deer), 3637 nucleotides. It is a transcript of the gene UNC119B, whose product is annotated as unc-119 lipid binding chaperone B. NCBI's taxonomy places the organism in Eukaryota, Metazoa, Chordata, Mammalia, Artiodactyla, Cervidae. The record is from RefSeq and is a predicted model, not a curated record. Bases 45 to 809 code for a protein of 254 amino acids. Gene Ontology annotation, cellular component: cilium. Gene Ontology annotation, molecular function: lipid binding. The transcript has 5 exons. Gene Ontology annotation, biological process: lipoprotein transport; cilium assembly; nervous system development.